Messenger RNA from Echinococcus granulosus, 336 nucleotides. RefSeq lists its product as hypothetical. Bases 1 to 336 code for a protein of 111 amino acids. NCBI's taxonomy places the organism in Eukaryota, Metazoa, Platyhelminthes, Cestoda, Cyclophyllidea, Taeniidae. The transcript has 2 exons. The record is from RefSeq and is a predicted model, not a curated record.
AUGACUGCCUAUCUACUUGUGUGCCUCUGCGCCCAUGAUGACGCGGCUCACAAUGGGACUGCACCGCUUCAGACUGACGGUGGUGCGGCCAUGUACGUUGGACACACGCAUUAUCUCUAUAAUCUUUCGCCCCCUGCUCCCUACCCCGACCCACGCUACACCGAGUCAUAUUCCGCUUACGCGGUCCAUGUCUAUUGUUCCCCCUCGUGGCUCUUGAAGCCGGCAGGGGACCACGUGGUUAGUGUACUCGCGCGUAACGGCUUUAGUGAGGAAAACCUGAGUCCCUCCCCGAGGUUAGGCUAUGACGAAGAGCGGCGCACGUGUUUACCUCACUAA